CUCCCCCCCCCUCCCCCUCCCCCCACGACCAACCCUCCCUCAGAUCUAGCAAUUGGUCGGCUGCAAUUGCUUCUCUCGCCAUGUCUCUCUCUUCCGCUUCCAGCUCUCUGCUGCGCGCCUGCGCCCGCCAGCAGCUCCCCACGACCUCCCGCGCCGCCGUCGCCUCCUGCCAACAGCGGAGGGGUGUCUCCGAGGCCUCCAAGUCCUCCUUCCAAAGCCCCUUCGGCUCCUCCGAGGAGUACUCUUCGACCCUGAAGAUCCCCAACUUCAGCAAAUACUCUUCCAAGAAGUCCCCGCGCUCCAACCAGGUCUUCUCCUACUUCAUGGCCGGCUCUCUCGGUCUGGCCUCCGCCGUUGGCGCCAAGGCCACUGUUCAGGACUUCCUGGUCAACAUGUCUGCCUCCGCCGACGUCCUGGCUCAGGCUAAGGUCGAGAUUGGUCUCGGUGCCAUCCCCGAGGGCAAGAACGUCAUCAUCAAGUGGCGUGGCAAGCCCGUCUUCAUCCGUCACCGUACCGCGGAUGAGAUCAAGGAGGCCGAGGAUUUCGACUGGAAGGCCCUCCGUGACCCCCAGCCCGAUCAGGACCGUGUCCAGAAGUCCGAGUGGCUUGUCAUGCUUGGUGUCUGCACCCAUCUGGGUUGUGUCCCCAUCGGUGAGGCCGGCGACUACGGUGGCUGGUUCUGCCCCUGCCACGGUUCCCACUACGACAUCUCCGGCCGUAUCAGGAAGGGUCCCGCUCCCCUGAACCUGGAGGUUCCUCAGUACAACUUCCCCGACGAGGAGUCCCUCGUUAUCGGUUAAACGCAUUCGCUUUCGUAUCACCGCCCGUCAUCCGGUUGCUGAGCGACGAUUGACUGAACGCAAAAUGGAGAAGGGGAUGAGACGGGGGAAGUGAGGGAGAGAUCAGAAGGUUUGUUUGUUUUUGUGGUUUUAGAUGGACAUCUCAGUGUACCCUUUGUCAAGAUUAUAAAGAGAACUUUGUUUUAAUAUGGAACCCGAUUGAUCACAUGUGCGACCACCAAAAGAACCCAUGAGAUGAGCCUUUUGGUUUCAGUACCCAUGGACAACUUCUCCCUCUGCUCUACUCUACGACGCCUCAGAGAGAGCCACUCUUUUGUUUUGGGGUUUUUCUUUUCUUCUCUUUUCUUCUCAAGUUCUAGACUUUUUCCUUCUCCACCAGACUUUUCAUCCUCCCUUCCGCUCUUAUCUCCUGACUUUCCAAAAAAGAAAAAGAAAAAAAAAAGAAAGAAAAGAGAAAAGGACGAGAAAAGAAAAGAAAAGAUGGGAGCGGAAUCCAGAAAGUGAAAAUUCACAUGUAUGUAAAUUACGGACGUGGAUGGAUUGUCUAGUCUUUCUUGUCUUGUCUAUAUAGUAUAUUCGCUACGCAAUUAAGU
Messenger RNA from Aspergillus candidus, 1393 nucleotides. RefSeq names its product ubiquinol--cytochrome-c reductase catalytic subunit RIP1 (gene rip1). The record is from RefSeq and is a predicted model, not a curated record. Lineage: Eukaryota; Fungi; Ascomycota; Eurotiomycetes; Eurotiales; Aspergillaceae. The coding region runs from base 81 to 800 and encodes 239 amino acids. Gene Ontology annotation, biological process: mitochondrial electron transport, ubiquinol to cytochrome c. The transcript is spliced from 4 exons. Gene Ontology annotation, molecular function: quinol-cytochrome-c reductase activity; 2 iron, 2 sulfur cluster binding. Gene Ontology annotation, cellular component: membrane.